GGACAUGGAACCUGGAAACACUCAAUACCAGACGCUAAUAAGGGAUGAUGUGCCACUAAAAAAUGCCAAGUCAAGCCUCUAUCCGCAGGGCGCUAGGGCGUUUCUCUCGGCGGAGCUGUCACCUAAAAACAUUGGGGGGUGUAACGGCGAUAUCCGGGCGGGAAUCUGGAACCUCAUAGACAGAGUUGAGCUGUUGGCAUGUGCUCCAUGCUAUUAAUACAGCCCGAUACAGUUGCAGCUAAGAUAAACACGAGAUAGAUAAUGCAAAAUACCGUA
Messenger RNA from Trichoderma harzianum CBS 226.95, 276 nucleotides. RefSeq lists its product as hypothetical. Bases 5 to 217 code for a protein of 70 amino acids. The transcript has a single exon. NCBI's taxonomy places the organism in Eukaryota, Fungi, Ascomycota, Sordariomycetes, Hypocreales, Hypocreaceae. The record is from RefSeq and is a predicted model, not a curated record.